Molecule: messenger RNA, 1687 nt
Organism: Melitaea cinxia (Glanville fritillary)
Lineage: Eukaryota; Metazoa; Arthropoda; Insecta; Lepidoptera; Nymphalidae
Product: zinc finger protein 652-like
Exons: 5
Coding region: 1-1035 (344 amino acids)
Biological process (GO): regulation of transcription by RNA polymerase II
Molecular function (GO): RNA polymerase II cis-regulatory region sequence-specific DNA binding; DNA-binding transcription factor activity
Source: RefSeq, a predicted model, not a curated record
AUGGAUCUGUUGUGGUCGAAAGAAAGAUUACAAAAAAUUUUUAGUAAAGAUUCUCUUCCACUGACCACCGCUCAUGCUUCCGGUGACGCACGCGCACCUAUUCCCUGUUGUCGGCUGUGUGGGGGAGACGCUAACUUACGGUGCUUCUGUGACACCUACGUGUGGGAGGGGACUGAGGAGCGAUACGAUCAGCUCUUGUACGACUGUUUUGGAGUUCGGGUUAUACCAACCGACAGUAUGAUUUGUGAUCAUUGCGUUCGCCAGCUUCGAAAUACUCAGCGUUUCCGCGCCCUUGUUCAGGCGGCCUUCGCUAAUCCGCCCAGCGAAUUUUCAAUGAAUCAAUCACACAUGGGCGUCGGCGAGGGUUCCUCGCGACCAAAGAACAAGCACAAAGCAAAGUCCAACGUGGAACUGCUCAAGAAGAUGACGCGGACGACAAUAUCCAACCCUCAACGGAAACGAAAGAUAAACGAGCACAAGUCAAUUCUGAACUCUAACGUCCAAGUUAGAAGGAUGAAUAUCGCGUGCACUAUGUGCCAGCAAAGAUACCCAAUGUUGGUACCAUUUGAAGGAUGGAAAAAAUUUGUAUGUUCUCGAUGUAAAAAGAAUUGUGAACCUCGCAAAAGUGUCUGCAGGAAGUGUAAUAUGAAUGUGCCUGCGGGUAUGAUGAGGGAACACUUGGAGAUACAUGUAAAAGCUGAUUUGAGGACUAAAAAUAGGUUAACACAUUUUUUAUCAUUUUAUAGGAGUAGCAUAAUAAAAAAUGAAAGUUUCAUAAAACCUAAAUUUCAAUGUAGUCAAUGUACAAGAAAAUAUACAAUCGCUCAGAAUUUAGCCAAACACGUUAGCAGCGUACAUAAAAAUAGCACAAAUUGUCUAUGCGCGGUGUGCGGUAAAGACAUGAAGUCUAAAGAAUUAUUAGAAAGGCACAUGAGAAUGCAUACUGGCCAGCCGAUAUAUCGCUGUGAUGUUUGCAUGAGAAUAUUCAAAGGAAAACGACUUUUUCAGACACAUUAUUUGACGCACGGGAAGUAGAAACUUUUUUGGUUAUAUAUAGGAUUUGGAUUUUUAAAUUAGCUACAGACUACAGAUAUUAAAAAAGAAAGAAAGAUAUAAAUACUCCUUGAUUCUGCUUUCUUUUUUAAUGGAUAUUGAUACCUUGAGCGUACCCAGAUUUUUGUAUGGCCAAAAAAUCAAUCUAAAAACUUAUUAAAAUCCAAAAUGUCUAUUAUUAGCUGCGAGUCUGGGUGGCGCAAAUUGAUACAACUUUAUAACAGCUAUGUAUUUUUUUAUCUGCGAUUCGCAUUAUUUGUGGAUGUGAUGAAAAGGAAUUUGGCGCGAAUUUUACUGCCGGGUAAACAGGUUUUAGAUCUAUAUAUAUAUUUUGUUUUUAUAUUUAUUAAAGCCCUUUUGCUUUAUUAUUAUUAUUAUUUGGUUUAGUUCAAAACAGGAACACAUGACUCAUUUCAAAUAAUUAUUUAUUUACAAACUAUUUUUACAUUUAAGCUUAUAAAAUAUUAUUUAGCUUCAUUAUCUACAUAAAAAUAUAAGAACAAAGUCAAUUACCAAUUACCGAUGAAUAAUUUAUAAUAAAAAAAUGUACCUUCUACUCUACAAAAAUUACAGAUCCAUUCUACAUACAUUCUAUUAUUUAUUAAUACGUGUUAUAAAUAAACGUUUUAUAUAA